AUGCAAACUACCUAUAACCCGCACCUAGGGCAGGUAGGUAGAAUAUCACUAUAUUUAGCCCUGCUUGUCUUCAUAGGCUUGGUUAACCAACUACACCUCCUCGUGUACUGCAUGUAUGAUGUAUUCUAUAUACAAGAAUCCAAGCCAGGAGAAAGAAAAAAAAAGAAGAAAAGUCUAUCCUCUAGUAAGAGCAAACAAGAAGUGCAAACAGGGUUAAGUCCCGUUUAUAUAAAAGAACGGGUGGGCCAGGGACCCUAUUAUAAAUAUAGACCUCCAUACUGCUAA
This is a messenger RNA of Rasamsonia emersonii CBS 393.64, 285 nucleotides long. RefSeq lists its product as uncharacterized. The record is from RefSeq and is a predicted model, not a curated record. The transcript has 5 exons. Lineage: Eukaryota; Fungi; Ascomycota; Eurotiomycetes; Eurotiales; Trichocomaceae. The coding region runs from base 1 to 285 and encodes 94 amino acids.